This is a messenger RNA of Carassius auratus (goldfish), 2160 nucleotides long. Its product is annotated as NACHT, LRR and PYD domains-containing protein 12-like. NCBI's taxonomy places the organism in Eukaryota, Metazoa, Chordata, Actinopteri, Cypriniformes, Cyprinidae. Gene Ontology annotation, molecular function: protein binding. Bases 1 to 1179 code for a protein of 392 amino acids. The transcript has 6 exons. The record is from RefSeq and is a predicted model, not a curated record.
AUGACCUGCAGGAUUCAGGAUUCAAAUGAAUAUCACUGUUUGUUUUGUUAUUUACACAGGUUAUGUGGAUGUAAUCUCACUGCUCAGUCUUGUGAGAGUUUUUCAUCAAUUUUACAAUUAUCAAGCACCUGUCUGAGAGAGCUGGACGUGAGUAACAAUGACCUGCAAGAUUCAGGAGUGAAACUACUUUCUGAUGGACUGAAUAGUCCAAACUCUAAGCUGGAGAUACUGAGAGUUUCCAUCUGUAAUCUCACUGCUCAGUCUUGUGAGAGUUUGUCAUCAGUUUUACAAUCAUCAAAAUCUGUUCUGAAAGAGCUCAACCUGAGUAACAAUGACCUGCAAGAUUCAGGAGUGAAGCUGCUUUCUGAUGGACUGAAGAGUCCAAACUGUCAGCUUGAGAUACUGAGGUUGUCUGGCUGUAUGGUGACAGAGGAGGGAUGUUGUUACGUGUCUUCAGCUCUGACGUUAAACCCCUCAUGCUUGAGAGAGCUGGAUCUAAGCUAUAAUCACCCCGGAGAUUCAGGAGUCAAGCUGCUCUCUGAAAAACUGGAAGAUCCAAACUGCUCACUGGAUAAAUUCAAUGUGGAUCAUGGAGGAGAAUCCAGGAUUACGGCAGGACUACAGAAAUGGAUCUGUUUCCUGACACUGGAUCCAAACACAGCUAACACUGAUCUCAUUCUGUCUGAGGAGAACAGAAAGGUGACAUGUGUGAGAAAGAAACAGCCAUAUCCUGAUCAUCCAGACAGAUUUGAUGAGUAUCCUCAGGUGUUGUGUAGAGAGAGUGUGUGUGGACGCUGUUAUUGGGAGAUUGAGUGGAGUGGACAUGUGUUUAUAUCAGUGUCAUAUAAGACAAUCAGUAGGAAGGGAUGGGGUAAUGAGUGUUGGUUUGGAUAUAAUGAUCAGUCCUGGAGUUUGUUCUGCUCUCCUGAUAGUUACUCAUUCAGACACCAUAACAUAGAUACUGAUCUUCCUGUGAAGUCCAUUAGCAGGAGAAUAGGAGUGCUUGUGGAUCACGAUGCAGGAACUUUGUCCUUCUACAGCAUCUCUGACACAAUGAGCCUCAUCCACAAAGUCCAGACCACAUUCACUCAGCCUCUUUAUCAUGGGUUUUAUGUUUAUUAUGGAUCAUCAGUGAAACUGUUCAUGAAUCCGAAAAGAGACGAGAGAUUCUACCCAUAAUGCUUUGAGCUGUAUGAUAAAUCAGUAACAGUGAGAUAUUACAUGUUUCUUCAUGACAUUAAUACUGCAGCUGAACUUCUGUCACUGAAAAAAAAACAGUCAGAAUAAUUGUCAUAAAUCCUCAUAUAGACAGUAAGAUCUGUGUGUGUGUGGUUGGGGGAGGGUGUUUGUGGCCUGGUAAUUAUCACAUUGUGGCGACCAAAUGUCCACACAAAGAUAGGAAUACCAGUAAAUUUUGACCUCGUGGGGACACUUGUGAGGUCCCCGUGAGGAAACAAGCUUGUAAAUCCAACAAAAUUAUGUUUCUUGAAAAUCUAAGGUAGCAGAACGUUUUCUGUGAUGGUUAGGUUUAGGGUUAGGGGAAGGGAAUAGAAUAUAGUUUGUACAGUAUAAAAACCACUACAUCUAUGGAAUGUCCCCACAAAACAUGGAAACACUACAUGUGUAUGUGUGUACCAACCAUAUUUUGGGGGCAAAUUUGUACCAAAAUGUGAGCUAAACCUGAUAUAAUAUCCAAAAACCUCCCUGUGGGGAUGUCCUUUCUUGCAAAACUGGUAUAAGUGGCGUUUGACACUGUCAGUCAUAACAUACUUCUAAAGAGACUGGAAAACUGUGUUGGGCUUUCUGGGAUGCUACUCAAAUGGUUUAAGUCAUACUUUAAAAGGAAGAGGUUAUUAUGUGAGUAUAGGAGAGGAUAAAUCUAAGUGGACGCCCAUGACAUGCGGAGUCCCACAAGGCUCAAUUCUUGCAAUGCUCUCGUUUAGCCUGUAUAUGCUCCCACUAAGUCAAAUAAUGAGAAAGAACCAAAUUGCCUUUCACAGCUAUGCUGAUGAUACCCAGAUUUUUUUACAGCCUUAUAGCUAAAAGACUACAGCCCCAUUUAUUCCCUCUGCCAAAGCAUUGAUGUGCACUGUGCAAUGUCCAAACGGAUUGCACUGUAUUUUAUGUAUUCACUGUAUUUUAUGUAAAAUCUUAUUCUAU